This is a messenger RNA of Rosa rugosa (rugosa rose), 1009 nucleotides long. Its product is annotated as agamous-like MADS-box protein MADS9. Gene Ontology annotation, biological process: positive regulation of transcription by RNA polymerase II. The record is from RefSeq and is a predicted model, not a curated record. The transcript has 7 exons. Lineage: Eukaryota; Viridiplantae; Streptophyta; Magnoliopsida; Rosales; Rosaceae. Gene Ontology annotation, cellular component: nucleus. Gene Ontology annotation, molecular function: protein dimerization activity; RNA polymerase II cis-regulatory region sequence-specific DNA binding; DNA-binding transcription factor activity, RNA polymerase II-specific. The coding region runs from base 140 to 763 and encodes 207 amino acids.
GAACCUUCUGCUUUUAUGUCAUCUCUCCUCUCAAGACUCUUCUUCAUAUUAAAAACUAAAGCAAGAAAGAGGAAAAAGAGAGGGGAGAGAGAUAGUGUUCAUAGAGUAGAAAAGAUAUACAUAUUCUGGAGAACUAAAUAUGGGGAGGGGUAAGAUUGAGAUUAGGAGGAUUGAGAACUCAACCAACAGGCAGGUGACCUUUGCUAAGAGAAAGAAUGGGAUCAUCAAGAAGGCUAAGGAAAUCACUGUUCUUUGUGAUGCCAAGGUUUCUCUUAUUAUUAAUGCUAGCUCUGGGAAAAUGGUCGAGUACAACAGCGGCUCUCCAGAAACGUUGCUGGAAAUCUUAGAUAGAUACCAUUCACAGACUGGGAAGAAGUUGUGGGAUGCCAAGCAUGAGAACCUCUCCAAUGAACUGGAUAGAAUCAAGAAAGAAAAUGACGGCAUGCAAGUCCAGCUCAGGCAUUUGAAGGGGGAGGACAUAACAUCUUUGAACCACAGCGAGCUGGGGAACUUGGAGGAAGCACUUGAGAAUGGCCUUACUAGUGUCAGAGGCAAGAAGUCAGAUAUCGUCCAGAUGCAAAGAGACAGUCACAAAGCUGCGGAGGAAGAGCAUGAUCGCCUCAAUUAUGAGCUGCACAAACAGACCGUAAAAUCUGAAGAGAACUUGAGGGACAUGGAGUAUCAUCAGAGGAUGUCCCAGAUGUCUUUCUUCCGAGUCCAGCCUAUUCAGCCUAAUCUCCACGACGACCAUAAUAGAGAAUGAAAAUUAAUUAAUAACAUAUAUCUUACCUAUAUGUAAUGCUAGUGAUGGUGCCCUAGCUCCUAUCUUCUUUUCGAUCAAGAAACUAAUGCUUUCUAUCAGUUCAGUUAAAUUUCAUGGUUUGUAAUAUUAUCGCGCGCAGAUGGUAGUUGAGCUAAUCUUAUUAUGACUAAGUAAUGAUCGAGGAACUUGUAAUAAUAUUGAGGUGUGUGUCUGAGCUACAAUAGACAUACUAAAUCACCCUUGUCA